Messenger RNA from Phoenix dactylifera (date palm), 3484 nucleotides. Lineage: Eukaryota; Viridiplantae; Streptophyta; Magnoliopsida; Arecales; Arecaceae. The record is from RefSeq and is a predicted model, not a curated record.
AAAAAAAAUAUGAACCCUGAUUUCAUAUUUUUUUUAUUUUUUUUGAAAGAGAGAGAGAUUCAAGUUAAGCAGAUCGAAAAUAUUUUGUCUUCCCUUCGACCAGAUCAGAUGAUCACAAUUUUCUAUAUUCUACUCGUGCGUUUUAGACCUUAUUUUGCAACCUUUCUUGUUAAGGAAUGAUUUGUCCCACAACGAACCACGCGUUCAAUAGCAGGUCAUUUUCCGGUGAUGUUGUAGGGCGGUGACUUUUCACUAUGGUUUCGCUAUCAGAAAUUUUUAUAUAUGUUUUGCAAAAUAUUUCUUUUGCCUUAUCUUAAUGGAGAGAUAAUGUUCACUGGUUUUAUUUAUUCUUCUUACACGUAACGUAAAAUUUCACCAAAGAAUGGCCUCAGGUUACAAAGCUAAGCACUUGCGUCACCCACCUUCCUAAGGACCAAGAAACUGGGGAUGUGGAUCCCUAAUUAAUUAUGGGACUUCUCCGCGCGGAUUAAAAUAAUCAGAUAUAUGUUUCACUGAAUCUCAUUGAAGAUGGAUCCUUUCUCCUGAAGGUUUCGAUAACCUCAUCAUCCCAUAUUAGUAGUAGGUUAAAUGCCACCAAUGCUGCAACACAUUACGUUGAUCCCUGCAUGAAUUACGGCCGUUUUCAGCUUCUUGUGACCGUCUUGACACCAAAACAUAUCCUUUGAAAUUUAAACUAGCUAGUAGUUUUGCGGUUCUUUAAAAUUCAUUGCAUCUAUAUUGGCAGCUAGUAGUUCAGAAUUACAGCUGCUUUGGCAUCGCCUAUCAUAUAUCGUUGUUUGGAUUAAGAGGUCCCUAUGUCUAUGAAAUAUUAAGAAACAAAUAAGGAUUAAAUAAUGUGAUGAUAGCAAUUAGGAUGCCAUAACAACUUUUAAUUGUAAUGACUAUCGUAUAUACAUCAUUUAUCGUCGGCCGCUCUGAUUCAUAGCCAUUCUUACUUCCUCUAGUUUUUUAAACAAUGCCUAGCAAGAUUCAAUGUACCGGUCCGAAUCGGAAGGUAUAUCCAAUAUGGAAGAUGUAACGAUACUCGGUAUAUUAAAAAAAAUAUACUAUAUCAAUACUAUACUAGCAUGGCAUUAGUAUGGAGUCCGGUACCACUUUAUUUUUUUUAUUUUUUUUGAUGAAAAAUGGAAGGGGGAGAGAAAACCUCAUCUGCAUAGCAGCCUUCACUGGACCCCCCUUCCACUAGGAAAUGUUCACUGUAGGCCGCAAAUUUUCGCGUACUCUCUCCGACCCGUAGGUUCCUUCCACCGGAUUUAUUACCCACGUGUGAGUACGUCAUCCCAGUCCCACCUCGGUACCGGCAGAUCAGAUAGCGACUCUAUCGGGUAAACUAGGCAGGGGGCAUACGGUCUUCAUGUUUAAUCGAUGCUCGUGCGUUUUGAAUCUGGAUCACUCCGGUUGAAUCUUAGCUCUAUUCUAACUGUGCUACCACCUCGGUACCACUUUAUACAUCAAGAAUAGUAAAGGGAAACAACUGGACUUGCACAUAAAGGAAGCCGGCUGCCUCUGCAAUGACGAAGCCAUUGCCUAGUCAUACGAGACCUUGACGAAGUCCCCCACCACCUUUGUAUAAAUAAAUAAACUGGGUCUCUACAGACUAUCAACGAAGAAAUGGACAUUUGGCUCCUCAUCCAGCUCUCCCUUUCCCUUGCCACCGCACUCACUCUUCUCCUCCGCCAAGCCACCACCAAUGGAACCAAGAAGAGAAGGCUCCCGCCCGGCCCCCCAGCCUUGCGAAUUCUGGGUAACAUUUUCUGGCUCUGGCGUUCCUUUCAAGAGCUGGAGUUCAUCAUCCGGGAGCGCCACUCUCGCUACGAACCCAUCGUCACCCUCCGCAUAGGCUCCCGCCCUGCCAUCUUCAUCUCCGAAAACCCUCGCUCACCGGGCUCUCAUCGAGCAGGGCGCCACCUUCUCCGACCGCCUCGCCCCCCUCCCCGCCUCCCGUUUCCUCAGCAGCAACCAGCAUAUAUCAUCUCCGCCGCCGCCUACGGCCCCUUCUGGCGCCUCCUCCGCCGCAACCAGCUCAUCUCCGAGAUCCUCCAUUCCUCCCGUGUCAAGCUGCAUGCUCCCGGCCGAGCCUGGGUCCUUCGAGUCCUCACCAACCACCUCCGAUCCCAAGCCGAUUCGAAUGGUGCCGGCGCCGUCACUGCCAUGCGGAGCUUUCACGUCGCCAUGUUCUGUUUACUGGUCCUCAUGUGUUUAGGGGAGAAAUUAGAUGAGAAAGCCAUCGAGGACAUCGAGAUCGCAAAUCGAAGCUUCCUACCCUACAGCAGCAAGCUUAACGUCCUUGGCUUCUUUCCAAGAAUCACAAGGUACAUCCUUGGCUUUAUCUGGAACCGGAUAAAGACAGCCUCUCAAAUGUGUCGAAGACAGGCAGAGCUGUUUCUGCCCUUGAUUGAAGCUCGAAAAGAACACAAGAAACAGCAGCAGCACAAGAGGGAAGGAGAAAGGUACGUUCACUCCUACGUUGACUCCCUCCUCGACAUGGAAUUCCCUGAGGAAUGGGGGAGGAAGCUGACGGAUGAGGAGAUAGUAUCCUUGUGCUCGGAGUUUCUGAAUGCGGGCACCGAUAGCACCUCAACGGCAUUGCAGUGGAUCAUGGCGAACCUCGUGAAGCACCAGGACAUACAGGGGAAGUUGGUUGGAAGAGAUCGGCGGGUGGUGGAGAAAGAUAGGGAGGAGAUUAAGGAGGAGGACUUGCAAAGGAUGCCGUAUCUCAAGGCGGUGAUCAUGGAAGGGCUGCGGCGGCACCCGCCGGCCCACUUUGUGCUGCCCCGCACGGCGACGGAGGAUGCGACCUUAGAUGGGCAUUUGAUACCAAAGAACGCGUCGGUUAAUUUUAUGGUGGCGGAGAUGAGCUGGGAUGGGAAGGUGUGGGAGGAGCCGAUGGAGUUCAAGCCGGAGAAGUUCUUGGCCGGAGGGUUGGGCGAGGGGGUGGAUAUAACGGGGAGUAGGGAGAUCAAGAUGAUGCCGUUUGGAGCGAGCAGGAGGACAUGCCCGGGGCUCGGGCUGGCCAUGCUGCAUCUCGAGUACUUUGUGGCCAAUUUGGUGAGGGCAUUCGAGUGGAAGGCUGUGGACGGGGAGGAGGUGGACUUGUCCGAGAAGACGGAAUUUAUGGUUGUCAUGAAGAAGCCUCUGCGACGGGAGGCAUCCCAAUGUACCUCCUGUCCAAUUCCAUUCUUUCACGAUCACUUGAGAGGCUCAUCAGAAAUUUCAUACGGAAGAGGCAUUGUGGCAUUCAUUUGAUGCCUUCAAAGAUGGUAUGCCAGCAGUUUGGAGGUGACUUCAUUAAUGAUGAGACGAAAGGUAUUGGCGAUGUGACAUGCAGCCAGAGUUUUGCUGAAGCAUGAUGGUACGUGGUCCUAGGGUCAAGUAUGGCAGCCUACUGACUGGUACCCACGCAAGGCGUCAUCACUAGGGGUGGCAAUCGGAUCGGGUCGGGUCAUAAACGGAUCGGAUCACA